AUGGAGUGCAAUGGAAUUCCGUGCCGAGAGAGCAUGGAAGUUCUCAAGGUGGACCCAGAGCACCUGGCGGCUUUCACUCUUCCCGAAGAGGCUCUGGAGUAUGAGCCAGCGGGUGACGACGUCUUUUUGAGGUUGAGCUCCGGCAUUUUGGAACGGCGACUACACAGCAACGUCACCUUCACCGAAGAUGAGGGCUUAGCCGCGGAGCAUGCUUUGCGCAACCUUCGGCAGGAGGCUCGUCGCAGUGGCAAACGCUUCAGUCCCGAGAUUUGCCAUGAAGCGACACGAUAUCUGUCGGCAACCCGCGGGAAUCAUCAGAAAGCAUUGAGUCUUAUGGAAGCCACGGAGAAUUGGCGACAUCACUACUUCAAGGACGGACCUCUUUGCUCUGCAGACAUAGCGGAAGACAUGAAGCACGGUUUCGCAUACUUUGUGGGUCGCGAUCGUGCCAUGCGGCCGGCGUUGGUGUUUCGCGCCUCGCGCGUGCCAGAGAAGUGGCGGAAGGAUUUUGACAUCGACCGCUUGCUACGGGUCUUGAUCUUCUGCAUGGAGGUCAUGUUGCGAUUUAUGCUUGUGCCGGGCAAAGUAGAGACUUCCUGUUUGAUCGUGGACUUGCAAGACAUCUCCAUCAAGGACAUUCCCAUUUCGUUGCUUCGGGAGAUCCAUCAGCUGUUCACGGCGCACUAUCCCUGCCGAGGCUUUCGCUUCUAUGUGUGCAAUGUGCCACGCAUGCUGAUGGCCAUCUCACACGUAGCGAAGAGUCUUCUGACAGAACGACAAAAGUUGAAAGUUCGAGUGCUGAGCGACGUCCGGGAGCUGCUGGAGGAUUUUGCCCCACAUCAGUUGGAGCAGGACCUAGGCGGUUCGAGACCAUUGGCCACGAGCUUUUUGCCAUUCCCUCUGGGUCCAGGUCCCUUCUAUCCAGGCUCAGCUCCUCGUCUCAGCCCAGUCAUCAAUCUGCACAAAGCGUCUGACUUGAAGGAGGCGAGGGAGGAGUUGGAACGCACUCGUUGCCAUGCUGAGGCUAGCCCCAGCAGCGUUGAGACGCAUCAAGAGACCGCCAGUGGCAGGCUGACCUCGAAUUCACGGUCACCUGACUCCUUCGACUUGUCUCAACCCUGGACCUUUCGAGAAGGCGAUGAAGUCGAAGUAUGGAGUGUGUCUCAAAAUGCCUGGGUUGCUGGUGUGGUCCAGGCCUUUUUUCCACAAAGCACAGUGGCCGAAGGCUACCAAGUUCCUCCGGGCACCUUAAAGAUUUCAAUUCCGCGAGGAUGCAAAUGGAUACCGCAAGACUUGAUCAGCUCCAACGUGCGGAGAGUGAUUUCAACCCCAAGCAUUGCAGAGCAAUGUAAGGAGAUCGCCAAUCAGGGCCGGGUACUUCUGAGUGCCUCUUUGGUUGAAGAGCACAGCCCACAUAGACAUCCCACGUUAUCCAGGUGCACUCACUCGCCUGGCAGUGAGAUUUCAGACCGCUGCAUUCGAGCAACCUGGUUUUGCCUGUGA
Messenger RNA from Cladocopium goreaui, 1503 nucleotides. The record is from the annotation of a GenBank genome assembly. Lineage: Eukaryota; Dinophyceae; Suessiales; Symbiodiniaceae.